Anolis carolinensis (green anole) is the source of this 1854-nucleotide messenger RNA. It is a transcript of the gene tmem212, whose product is annotated as transmembrane protein 212. NCBI's taxonomy places the organism in Eukaryota, Metazoa, Chordata, Lepidosauria, Squamata, Anolidae. The transcript has 4 exons. Bases 405 to 980 code for a protein of 191 amino acids. The record is from RefSeq and is a predicted model, not a curated record.
UCCCCAUUUUUGUACUGUGAACUCACUUUGCAGCAAUUGAAAUAAGUUGUGUCCAAAGGGGGGAAAUCAGGAAGGGGAGAGAUGAGCUGAAGGCCAAUGGAGGAACAAAGGGGAACAACAGACUCCCAGUAAGAUUUCCCUCCCUUAGCACAGAGAUUUUAUGCAAGUUUUUGGUCAUUAAUUGUGGUUGUUCUUCAGCAUACUAGCAGGUCUUGCUGGUUCCUUUUCACUGCUUUGAAUUCCAGUGGGAAUUCACUAAGCUAAACCAAAACAUGCCUCAUCUGAGUAGGCAAACAAGAAAAACUUCAUGACUACAGUCUCCAAGACGCUUCAGUGUGUAAUGGUAUGUGUCAACUCAGGCUCUUAUUGCAAACAUUAGUGCAACAAGUCGAGCACAAAAGGACAUGGAGAAACUCAGAAUGAACCUAUUUCUAGUAACUGGGAGACUACUUCUUUCCUUUGGGAUUCUAAGCUUCAUUUCUGGAACAAUUGCCUUCUUCCCUGUUUUUUCCUAUAAACCAUGGUUUGUUGGAUGGAGUGCACGCAUUGCUUCUCCCAUCUGGAAUGGAGCUUUGGCUGUUAUUGCAGGUGUACUUGUUAUUCUGGCUGAAAAACAGUGGACUCAGAGAUACCUGUGGGAAGCCAGCUUCACCUUUUGCCUCUUAAAUAUCAUCACUUCUCCAGUCCAAGGUAGCAUUGCUCUUGCCGCUCUUCUCCUUGGCCCUUAUUGCUAUUACUCUUUUGCUGGGAUUUCAGGUACAAAUUACAUGGGCUACGUCGUCCUUUUCCCUUUUCCUUAUGGCAAAUUUGCUGCUAUGUGCAAAGACCCACUGCACUAUGAAUGGUACCAUCUGGCACUGCAAAUCAUAGACCUUUGUUCAAGCUUCACCAUGCUCUGUGGAUCUUUGGCAACUGUGCUCAAACUCACAACAAGACUAUUCCAGUUUGGACACUUAAAUGGAAAAAGGAACUCUUUCUGAUAUGGAACCUCCAUUCAUCAGGGAAUAUUUUCAUAGGUCCUUGAACAUCCCAAUAUGUCCAGUUGUCCACACAUUUAGUUCAUAUUCUUCUGAUGAAAUAGACGUCAGUCUGUGAAAGCUUAUGCUAUUAACCAAAGAUACAAGAUCAUUUUGAACACAUUCUUGAAAUUAAAUGGCUUUUAGAAUCCUACAAUGUCUACUCACCUGUAGAUCCCAUUGAAUUCAGUAUAGUUUACUCCUCUGUAAAGAGAACUGCAGUAUAAAUGUUAAUUGUAAGGAUAUAAUUGUAGAAAACUAUCUGGGUCCAAGAUGGAAAGCUGAUUCAUUUGUCUAUAUAUCACAGGAGUUGUUAGCUGGUAUGGGCUUAGGAUCGGUUUUUCUGAACUAGUACUAGCUGCCAAGAUUAUUCAGGUCACUAUGAGAGAGUCUUCUGCAGAUGCCAUGUACGCCAAUGAUGCAAAUUGAAGCUAUCAGAGAAAAGUCUUCUCAGAAGUGGUCCCCAUCAGUGGAAGACCUUCUCAAGAAUGAUCUACCUGAUAUCCCCAUUACAAGCAUUUAGACACCAGGAUAAGAUCAUCAUUUUUUUGACAGGCAUAGUUUUUGAUAUUUGUUAUGAUCUUUUUAUUGUUUUUGGCUACCACUAAUUUUAAACAUAUUGUUGACAUCAUUUGCAUUGAUAUAGAUUUUUGUUAAAAUUGUGAUUUAGUUGAUUGUGUGUUUAUUUUGUAAACUAUUUCAUGGUGCCACUGGUUGAGUUGUAUAUUUUAAAUAAAUGUAUUUGCAUCACCAGUUGAAAAGUUGUCUUCUUAGAACCCACAGCAGUGGCCAAUAGCAGUAAUUACAUACUAUGUAGAGACAAAGUGAACUAUAUUGU